Messenger RNA from Nilaparvata lugens (brown planthopper), 1727 nucleotides. RefSeq lists its product as uncharacterized. The record is from RefSeq and is a predicted model, not a curated record. NCBI's taxonomy places the organism in Eukaryota, Metazoa, Arthropoda, Insecta, Hemiptera, Delphacidae. The transcript is spliced from 2 exons. The coding region runs from base 333 to 1199 and encodes 288 amino acids.
UUUGAUUAGUUUCUAAUACUUUUAAUACAGUACUUCUACUCUGUACGGUAGGCCUACCUAUUUAUCCAUGAAUGAAAUUUAAUAUUGUUGACUGCAUUACCGUAUGAGUUUACAGCAAAUAUAGUCUACUAUAAUAUACAUUUCUCAAACAUUUUUAAAAUUUGCCUAUUCUUAAUUUCUAAUUCUCGCAAUAAUCUUUUUAGUUUCUAAUCAAACAUUUCAAGCAUCUAAUUAAACAUAAUUGAAAUUAGAUAGGUCUCCUGUCACGGGUGAGGUGUGUGGAUUGUGGAGUGCCGCAGGGCUCAAUUCUGGGUCCUCUGCUUUUCUUGCUCAUGAUCAAUGAUGUAGCUCUUUCUAGGGACAGAAUGGUGGUGUGUUAUGCGGAUGACACCUCCCUCCUGGAUGUUGGCAGGAGUCUGGAUGAUGUGAGCACACUAAUGCAGGCGUCCAUGGAAGUGGCGGCUGACUGGUUCUCUGCAAACAGGUUUCUCCUAAAUGCAGAAAAGACACAGACGAUUGUUUUCAGCCUCAAGAAUGGUAAGCAGCACGAUUGUCCUCCAGUAAAGCUCCUGGGUUUUAUGUUGGAUAGGAGACUUUCCUGGGAGGAGCAUAUUCAAGGUGUCUGUUGCAGGCUGAGCAGGAUCCUGUUCCUACUAAAGGGUCUGAAGAGGUGCGUUCCCGCGGCCUAUCUACGCAUGUGCUAUUUUGCUUUCUUCCAGAGUGUGAUGGCUUAUGGUAUCACACUUUGGGGCGGUUCCACCCAUGUGAGGAGGGUCCUGCUUUUGCAGAAGAGGGCACUUAGAAUCUUAUGCAAUGCUGAACACCUUGCCCAUUGCCGCCCACUGUUUAUACAAGAGGGUCUUCUAACUGUUUAUGGCCUUUAUAUUUUCAGAUCUGCUGUGAAUGCAUUUGGUGACCUGGAGGUCCAGCCUGUCAGGGGAGACUCCCAUGAGUACGGCACUCGUAACAGAUUACGGCUGGAUCUCCCAUACUGCAGGUUGGGGAGGACGCAAUCCAGUGUGGUCUACCUGCCGGGAAAGAUUAUAAAUAAGCUGCCCAUUUCAGUGAGGAGUUUACCUGUGGCUGCCCUAAAGCGAAGGUUGAAGCACUUCCUGCAGGAGAAUCCUUUCUACUCACUUAACGAAUUCUUUGAAUGUGACAGUGCACUGGAGAGUUUCAAUAGUGAAGGAAAUUGCUAGUGUUGGCAACUCGAGUGAAUGAUUUUUGGGCGUGAAAAUCCACUGGAUGGUUGAUCUGAUGAAAAUGGAAAUGGAAAUAACCGAAGUGGAAAUGGACGGCUAUGACAGCCAAGGAUGUCUCCAUGAGAUGUUUCGGAGACAAGCGAGGAAAACUCCCGACAAAUAUGCAUGUCAUUAUGUUGGGGUAAGUUUUUGUCUUUUUCAUUUUUUGGACUGUUUGACUAGUCCAGUAUCAAUGAUAGAUAGUUUACAUUCGAAUAUUUAGUACCAGAACUCAUUGAAUUCAAUAAUGAGACACAAUUUCCCAGUUUUUCAACAAUUUCUAUUAGUUAUUGAUAGCAUUUGUUGAAUAUGCAAGUAACUUACAUUGUUAUUGAGGAACGUUUCCAUAUUGCUUUUAAUGUACUUUAAUUCCUUUCCAUUAUUGUUUAUGAGAUAUGCAUAAUUACUAGUUUACUACAUAAUUUUCAUGCAUUUUUAUGAAGAUUAUUUUUCACAAUAAUAAGAAACUUUUUCAAAUUCAGUGUU